AUGAAGAUGAUGAGCACCAGGGCCCUCGCGCUCGGCGCGGCUGCCGUCCUCGCCUUCGCCGCGGCGACCGCUCAGGCCCAAAGGUGCGGCGAGCAGGGCAGCGGCAUGGAGUGCCCCAACAACCUGUGCUGCAGCCAGUACGGCUACUGCGGGAUGGGCGGCGAUUACUGCGGCAAGGGCUGCCAGAACGGCGCCUGCUGGACCAGCAAGCGCUGUGGCAGCCAGGCCGGCGGCAAGACGUGCCCCAACAACCACUGCUGCAGCCAGUACGGGCACUGCGGCUUCGGCGCGGAGUACUGCGGCGCCGGCUGCCAGGGCGGCCCCUGCCGCGCCGACAUCAAGUGCGGCAGCCAGGCCGGCGGCAAGCUGUGCCCCAACAACCUCUGCUGCAGCCAGUGGGGGUACUGCGGCCUCGGUUCCGAGUUCUGCGGCGAGGGCUGCCAGAACGGCGCUUGCAGCACCGACAAGCCGUGUGGCAAGGACGCCGGCGGCAGGGUUUGCACUAACAACUACUGCUGUAGCAAGUGGGGAUCCUGUGGCAUCGGUCCCGGCUACUGCGGUGCAGGCUGCCAGAGCGGCGGCUGCGAUGGUGUCUUCGCCGAGGCCAUCGCCACCAACUCCACUCUUCUCGCAGAAUGA
Molecule: messenger RNA, 639 nt
Organism: Triticum turgidum subsp. durum (durum wheat)
Lineage: Eukaryota; Viridiplantae; Streptophyta; Magnoliopsida; Poales; Poaceae
Source: the annotation of a GenBank genome assembly